ACUGGCCAGCUAAGUCCCGCCCUCACAGGGAGUGUGGAAGCGCGGGGAGGAGGCUUAGCUGCUCGCGGUUGUUGGUCUUCCAGAGCAGUCGAGAGCAGAUCUCUGCGCGACCCAGACCUUGGCUCAGCCCGGCCCUGUCUGACCAUGGAGGCCUGGCUGCUGCUCUUCCCGAUGCUGUCGCUUCUCCUUGGCGGGGAAGGCAGGCACCUUCCGCUGGCCUCGGACCCCGCUCUGGAGGCGCCUACGCAAUUUGCGAUGGAGAUUUAUAACCGAGGCCGGGAUCCCGGGGCUGCUGCUGUGCUACAGAGCGUUCGAGGGCGGAGCCUGAAGAUGGCCCAGGGGGUGCUCUACUCCCUAGAGGUGACAUUGGCUGAGCCGCCAUGCAGCCCCCCCACCGCCUGCAAGCACCCCCAGUCUUCAGGGACCCUGCUUUGUCGCUUUGAAGUCCUGGACCAGAUGUGGGCCAAACAGACGCUGCUGGAGCAAGAUUGUGGUCAGCCUGGUGAGAAGAGAGAGCCUAGGGCGGUCGGCUCCCAGCCUCUUCCCUGGAGUUCUGACCAUCAGCCUCCUCCUGGCCUCCCAUCCAAGGCGAGGAACCAGAGCAGUCCAGAUGCGGGCUUGUUGGCUGAGCCCCACAGCUCGUCCUUGCCCAGGAUGGGUGACUCAGUGGAGCUCAUCAGUCUCUUCAAGGACUUCCUCACCACCUACAAUAAAAGCUACGCCAAUGCCACAGAGACCCAGCGGCGUCUGGGCAUCUUUGCCCGGAACCUGGAGCUGGCCCACAAGCUGCAGGAGUUGGACCAGGGCUCUGCCCAGUAUGGCGUCACCAAGUUCAGUGACCUCACAGAGGAGGAGUUUCGGAUGUUCUAUCUGAACCCUCUAUUAAGCAGCCUCCCGGGCCGGGCCCUGAGGCCAGCCCCUCGGGCCCGAGGUCCAGCCCCUGCCUCCUGGGACUGGAGGGACCACGGGGCGGUCACUGCCGUCAAGAAUCAGGGCAUGUGCGGCUCCUGCUGGGCCUUCUCCGUGACUGGCAACGUGGAGGGCCAGUGGUUUCUCCGCCGCGGGGCCCUGCUGACCCUUUCCGAGCAGGAGCUGGUGGACUGCGACACGCUGGACCAGGCCUGCGGCGGAGGCCUCCCCUCGAACGCCUACACGGCGAUCGAGACCCUGGGCGGGCUCGAGACGGAGAAGGAUUACAGUUACGAGGGGCGCAAGGAGCGCUGCAGCUUCUCCCCGGACAAGGCCAGAGCCUACAUCAACAGCUCGGUGGACCUGAGCCGCGACGAGCAAGAGAUUGCUGCCUGGCUGGCAGAGAACGGCCCUGUCUCCAUUGCUCUCAACGCCUUCGCCAUGCAGUUCUACCGCCGCGGCGUCUCCCACCCAUUCCGGCCCCUCUGCAGCCCCUGGUUCAUCGACCACGCCGUGCUGCUCGUGGGCUACGGUGACCGCUCCGGCAUCCCCUUCUGGGCCAUCAAGAACAGCUGGGGCCCUGACUGGGGCGAGGAGGGUUACUACUACUUAUAUCGGGGCGCCCGGGCCUGUGGCAUGAACACCAUGGCCAGCUCGGCCAUCGUGGACUAGAGAGCCCGCCCCGGGCCGGAAGCGGUACCAGCGGUACCCCCUCUGGGCAGGGCACUGUCGCAGCAGCCUCCUGGCCUGGCCCGGCCCAGGACUCCGACCUCUAGACUAGCGUGGUUCGUUCCUGUGACCCGGCAGGGCCGCCCAGGGCCGUCGGAGGGCGAGGUGGCGCGGCAGAGGGCUGGGGGCCCAGGUGGGGCCCCGUGAGGCGGGGCCCGGGUCUGCUCGAGGAUCUGUCCAGGAGUUGCUGCUCCAUUCCGAGCACAUGCCAGCUCCUGUGAGCUCUGAGCCUCAGUUUCCCUCUCUGUAGGAUGGUUUGGACUCUCCUUGCUCCCCUGGCUGAGAUGAAAACUGUCUGUUACAGCCGAAGGCUUGUGCCCGGCACCCUCUAGCAUCAAUAAAGUUGGGCCCCGA
Monodelphis domestica (gray short-tailed opossum) is the source of this 1992-nucleotide messenger RNA. RefSeq names its product cathepsin F (gene CTSF). Gene Ontology annotation, biological process: proteolysis. Gene Ontology annotation, molecular function: cysteine-type peptidase activity; cysteine-type endopeptidase inhibitor activity. The record is from RefSeq and is a predicted model, not a curated record. Lineage: Eukaryota; Metazoa; Chordata; Mammalia; Didelphimorphia; Didelphidae.